Molecule: messenger RNA, 2632 nt
Organism: Pseudomyrmex gracilis
Lineage: Eukaryota; Metazoa; Arthropoda; Insecta; Hymenoptera; Formicidae
Product: protein abrupt-like
Exons: 1
Coding region: 615-1724 (369 amino acids)
Biological process (GO): regulation of transcription by RNA polymerase II
Cellular component (GO): nucleus
Molecular function (GO): protein binding
Source: RefSeq, a predicted model, not a curated record
CGUUCAAUCAUCUGUUAUUAAACGACCAUUUGCAAUUAUCGAAGCCAAUUGGCCCGUCGAGAAGUCGCCGCCGUCACCGAUCGACUAAGCGAUUGGUCGGCGCGAGAUGAUCGAGAGAUCGCAACGCCUCUCGGAGCAGCUGAGCGCGCGGCGCGGGAAUUUUCAAAUCGAAAUCUUCCGGAAUUGUGCGCACACAUGCGAAAAUACACAAGUGAAAGUAUCGAUAUCGCUGAAGGAUUUCGAACGAACUUUCAACACGGCACGUGUUUUAUUCACAAAACGUGAAAAAAAAACAGGGAUGAAGAAAAAACGACACUUUAAAUUUCGUAUAUUAUCUUGCGAUAUUGAAUUUUAAAAACAAUAACACGUGAAAAAAAAAAGAAACGAAAAGAAAGAGAGAGAGAAAAAGAAAGAGAGAAAGAAUCUCGACGAGAUCGAACGUGAGAGUUAUAAAUAGAUAUGUUGUUUCGAGCGAAUACUUUGAACGCUUGCGAACGACAACACGGCAGCACGUGUCAUGGCGAGCGUUGUUGUGAGAAACGCCAACACAAUUCGAGCGUCUUGCAUCGCGUAGCGCGUAAAUAAUCCGUAAAGUCUGACUGAAAACCGACACGAUGAAGGAAGAUUCUCUGUUGAGUUUCAAGUGGCAAAGCUUCCCGUCGCACAUGGUGGGCUCGCUCGACAACUGUUACGAGAAACAGCAGUUCGUCGAUCUCUCGCUGGUCUGCAAGGACAACACGAUCAUCAAGUGUCACAAAAUGGUACUGGCCAAUUCGAGUUCGUUCUUCCGUCGUUUGCUCGUGGCCAACGAUCAUCCGCAUCCGAUGAUCAUUUUGCACGACAUCGAGGCCGACGAUCUCAAGACACUCGUGAAUUUCAUGUACUGCGGUGAAAUACAGGUUGUGCAAAGUGAGGUUAAGAGGUUGCUCAAACUGGCCGAGAUUCUUGAGGUCACCGGACUGCGCCACGUUCCAACCAAUGUGAUGAACACCGAAGGAUUCAACGAUGUCAUGUCAAAGGAACAGAUGGAUGUCACGCCGAAAAAGACCGCCACGGUGUCGCGAUUAAAGCUCGAAGAAACCAGAAGUUCUUCCUCCAGCAGAAACACUGUCCCGGAACACGAAGUAAGCACAAAAGCACCAACUAAACCUACCUCACCAACAAAGUAUCCCACGAGGAUUUUAAGAACCGGACCGUACAAAACGUCACCUAAAGUUUCUUCUCAGGACACGACGAAGAAGAAAGAAGAUAUUAACAUAAACGAGCUCUCUCAGCGUCUGGAGACCAGCAAUUCCGGUAUCAUCUUAGACAUUAACGACAUACCAAGUACAAGUAAAGGACUGCCAAACAUAUCUUUGAAGAGAAAGGAAUCCUCGGAUCCCGCGAUCAGUUGGCAACAUGUAUUAUCCACAAUGUCUAACGACAAAUCGGUAUCUUUUAAGAAAUUACGUUGCAUCAUGGACGAGAUAGAGAUCACACCAGGAAAAUUACCCACCGAUAUGCCGGAAAAUAAACAAAACGCGCUGUUAGACAGAAGGAAAAUCAAGAAGAACCUCAGUGAAGAUCACAAUCCAAACAUAGUUCUUAUCAAGGACGAAAUCAACAUAUCUUCGGAAGAGGAAGACAUCGACAUGGAUCCACUCGAGGUUGACGAAGAUAUUGAAAAUGUAACAGCAGAAAGUAAUCCAAAAAACAGUUCUGUCCUUAACUACGUCCGUCGAUAAGUGUGCGCACAGGCUUUAGGCUAGUAUUACACUUUUUGUACGACAAAGAUUUUAUAAAACUUUAUCUGAUAGCCAAUCAACAUACUUAAAAUCUUUGUCGUACGACAAAUGUAAUAUUAGCCUUACUCCUGAAACAAAAACUUGAAAUAUUUAAUGUGAUAACUGUAGAUUUUUAUGAACUGAACAUAUAACUGUAAAUCUCAUUCUCCUAUAUAAUAUAUAAAUCAUAUGUUUUCCUACAUUAAUAUAUCAACUUAACACUUCAAUAUUUAUAUCAUAUUCUAAGUUUAUCAAAGUAUAAACAAUGAUAGAAAAGUGCUUCUAUAAACGGUUUUUAUAAUUUUUUUGUAAAAUAAAUUUAUCACACACAUGCUUUUCUUCAUGCUAGAUUGCUUAAAAGCAUCAGAAUUGAUAAACUUUAAUUUAUCAAAUUUGAAAGAUCAAUUUAAUUUCCAAAUUUUAAUUGGUAAACAGUUGUUUAAAUUAUUGAAUGAAAUUAUUAUUUUGAUCUUUGCACAUUUGUUUUUGUUUUUAAGAGAAAUUCUAGCUUUAUGAAGAAGAACAUUGUGUGCUGCGCAAGCUCAAGAUAUAUGGUAAUAUGACAGAAUAUAUCUUUACUCAUGAAGUUGUAUUUUUUAUUGUUGAAACAUUUGUUAUGCAACUUUUUCUGUAAAGGCAUUUUCUGUGUCACUGCUUGUAAGUUUUUUGUUUUUGUGUGAGAGAACAAGAUUUUAAAUAUUUAAUUAUAAACACCGCUGUAAUCGCUGUUUUCUGAGUUUAAACAAGUCGAGUUGAUUCCAUUUUCAUAAUGAAAGUAUACAUGAUCGCAGGAGAAAAAUUGUUAUACACACUUUUAUAUCUAUAUAACUAAACUUAUUUGGUCAAAUAUACGUUAAUUUUUCAUGUAA